Molecule: messenger RNA, 8437 nt
Organism: Dermacentor albipictus
Lineage: Eukaryota; Metazoa; Arthropoda; Arachnida; Ixodida; Ixodidae
Source: RefSeq, a predicted model, not a curated record
GGGGGGGGUGUGGAGGGACGACAAUUCGGCUCCAAUUGGAGACCGAGUACAUGGCCCGGACUCGGCUGAGCGCCGGGUACGCGAGGGUAACAUGAAGUAUGCACGUAGUGGCGGGGGCCGGUCCUGCAUCAGGAGUGGUCAGCCUAGCAGUAUGAACCGGCAGUUGCUCCGCCGGAACCCUUCUCUCCGAGUCAUGAGGAUGUGUCACUAUGUAUCGAGCAGAAGACAUUAAGUUUUUUUCGCAGACCUUCGGAGAACCGUGCCCUCCAGGGCAAGACGCAGUUAGGUGUUUCGGUUAAAAUAAUCGUGAGCCACUUCAAACCGACGGGUUCCGCCUAUUAAGAGAAUAGCGCGACUUUGCAGCUAAAGCUAUUUGUCCCACAGAAAAGCAGAUCCCGUUCCAAAUAUUUUCCGGAUAUGGACUUACAGACCAGCCCCGCGGGCUGGGCCAGUGUAUGAUCGGCGCUGCGGCGGCAGGUAGCGUCCUGGUGACGGCGAACGGGAAAGUCGUCGAGAUCUCCAUAUGCGUUGCGGCGAGGUAGUCGGUGAUAUCACGAAGCCGUUCACCCUGCUGUGAGCGAGGCGCGUUCAAGGCGAAACUUCGCAGUCCCAUCUCGCGGUUAGGGCAUCGCCUGUAGAUGUGGCCGGUUUAUUUGCAGUCAUAGCAGAGCGGGCAGGGGUCCGCGGAGCGCACCAUACGUCUGUAUUCCUGGGGAAGCUGCUAUAGACGACGAGCGGGCGUGCUGGCGGCGGCGGCGGACCACGGACCUGCAGCGUGUCGGAGCCAUGGCGCGAGCGCGGAAGGAGACCCAGGCGGCGGGCGAUGGCGGCGUAGGUCAUCGCUUUCGCCUUGGGCUGCGACGAUUCCUGGUGCACCUGAGGAACUCAGAGUGAUCACUGAACUUCUUCUUUGUCGAUGUCAGCGAUUAAGGCCUCCUGAGGCUGCGACCUUAGAAAGGGCUUCUGCAGUUUCCCGCGAACGACCAUUCUGAUCGUCUCGCGCAGGUCGUCGGUGCUGAGUGCUUGAACAUCGUUGUUGUUUGCGGUCAGCGUGCGGGGUUUAUAUUGCUAUAGAGUCCGCAUAUCGUUGGUCUUCUCAAUGGUAGUGGCUUCGCGAACAAAUGCAACGAAUUCAGGAAAGGUCUUGGGUGGAUUGCGUAUCAAUCCGGCUAGGAGCUCUUUCUUCCCAACCCGCAUCAAGAAACGAACUUACUUCUCUUCCGACAUGUCGGGGUCAAUGUGUCUGAACAAGCGAGUCAUCUUCUCUGUGAAAAUCGCUAUGUUCUCGUUGGGUAGUUGCGCUCGGGCUUUUAGCAGAGCUUCGGCGCUUUCUUUUUGCACGACGCUCACGAAGGUGCUCAAGAAGCUGCUGCGAAAUAAGUCCCAUGUCGUCAGGGUUGACUCUCGAUUCUCAAACCACGUUGGAACGGCGUCCUCCAAGGAAAAGUAGGAAUGGCGCAGCUUGUCGUCGCAGCUCCAAUUGGUGAACGUAGCGACCCUUCCGUAAGUUUAUAGCCAGCUUUACAGGUCUUCAAAUGACGAUCCUCGGAAGAUCGGUGGCUCCCUGAGCCUGUUGCCGCAUGAUGGGGGGCUGCCAGUGUGGUUGCUGGAUUAUCCUUUAAUUUCUGUGGUUUUCUCGGGGAGUAGUCCAUACUUCGGUAGCAACCCUUGUAGCCUGCGGCUACCUCGCUGGUUCUUGACGACGUUGGUGUUGUCUACGCGGUUCGGGCUUGGAUCACGUCUUCGCGAGGGCGUCCGGUACGGGAACGCGUAAGCACCUCCACCAGAUGUCACACUGUAGUGACGGUGAAGGACACAGCAUGGCAAAACUGUGAAUCAUGAAACUUUUUUUUUAUUGGGCGAACCUAUGGCCACAAAAGCAAGUGGCACUCGAAGCACAACGAUGGCCGCGAGCAUAGUCGGUGAUCUUCGAAAUGUGAUCUGUGGGUCAAGCGCGUCGGCUUUUAUACAUGACUCGUCGAAGGUUCCAGUAUAACCAUUGCUGCCCACUUGCCUUCCAGAAACUACUACACAUUUCUCGUCACGCACACAAUCAGAUUAAACAUGGUUUAGUGACUACAGACACAACAGAUAGAAUCAACGAUAACCUUCGAGUGAGUUUCAUAUCAUGCAGGCGUCUCUUGCGCUGAGCGAUUUCAGGUUUUUAGCGGGUGAAAUGCAGUCCCGGAGAAAAAGGGUAAAUAAGUACGCGUGUCAAUAUGUGGAACGUCGGUUCAACGAGAAAAUAGGUGUAUGCAGAUUGGGAAGGUGCGCAUAAGAAGCCAAUUCUUCUCGUGUCUUCUGACCUCUUGUAUCCCCAACAGAGAAGUAGUGGCUGUGUAACACUCCCCCUCUGCGAUAAGGCGCUGCAUGAGAUGCCCACGUGAAUGAAGACGACGGUAUUAAUGCGAAUAGUAUUCUUUGGGAAUUUGAUACACUUUGCUACAUGUCUGCCCAUUCUAAUCCAUCUCACCUACCUAGUGACCCAAGUUGUCCAUUAGCAUGGGCCCCUAGGUAUGUGCUGGCUGCUGUCGUGCCGAGCAGACAACAUGGACCACCGUGUGUGCACCUGAAUAGACCACUUAGGUCACUGGCUAUGUGCCACUGGGUAUGGGCCCGAACAGACAAGUUUGGCACUGCAUAUGUGAUAUCGGUAUGUGCCCAUUCUUGGCCGAUUCCACAGAAUGGAUGUGCCAUGGUGACACAAUGGGUGCGUAUCAAUAUCAUUAAAUAUACUCAAGCGAUUGCGCCCCAUCCGAGUCGAGCGCGGCCGUUUGAUGUAUAUAGUCAUUGCUAUGACUAUCUAUCGCGGCGUCACCGCUAGAAAGCGCAGCGUGUCUAGAAGGAAACGAGAAGAGCCUGGCUGCAGUACGUGCUUAAUGCAUGACGCCACUCCACAUGCCUCGUCCGUUAAAGCUGCUUAGCGCUCAGGAGUCAGCCCCGUCCACUGUGCGGCGGAGCAGGUAGAGGCCCAUCGCCGCUCGCUUCGAGUAAAUGCAUGGCGAUGGACCGCCGGUGCCGCACCGCCGAAACAGACGAAGAGUAUAAUUACCAUCGUAACAUAUAAAACGUAUCACCGCAAGUUGCAUACCUCUGAUAAAAAAGAUUACUAAUCGCAUUAUCGUCACCAGUCAUGCGCCAUGAGUUUGUUUAUGAUUACACCACAAUGACUGUCGUAUGGAUGGAUGGGUAAAAUAACUUUACUGAAAGGUCCUGCGAGCUACGGGACGCAAGGCCCCAUAGAGCGGGCUGCUCCCACGUUGGUACCGGGAGUUUUAACUCCCUGGCCGCAUCGUGGGCUCGCUGGACGGUCCAGAGCUGCUCCACAAGGUCCGUGCUGCGUAACGCUUCUUGUAGCCUGGCGGAAUGUUGCUUCUUGUUGGCGUGGGUCCGAACACAUGGCCGGAGCAAGUGAUGUACAUCUAGUGUGAUCAUAAGGGCCACGCGCGUUACACAUACAAAUGUGUGAACCACAUACUGCCCGCGCGCCACAUCAUAGAUACCUCUGGACGGAUGUGCGAUUCUCGGGUCAGCGGACGCUUUCCUAAGAUACUGCCCUCGCUAGAGAUGACCUGCACCUUACACCGCGUUGCUAUAUUUUUUAGUAUUCAAGAAUGUCAUGCAACAAUUGAUGCAACGGACUCGGUAUCUUUAUGUAUGUUAUUCAAGGAAUAGAUAAAAGACAACGUCCACGCUUUCGCGUGUUGGACCCACUGUGUGGCUCAGUAUUUCCUAGAUUAAGGGAAAGUUUGUAUGUGCGAAUAAAGAUAAAGAAAGAAGAGCGGGAAGGAAUGUCUGAGAAAAACAAUAUAUCCAAAGUUAGAAGCGCAGCGUCAGACGCAUUAGCAGCGUCCGAUUACGCAUUCUUCCUUGGCAAUGGAGCGGGAUGCAUUAAUGGUUAGUGACAGAGAUGUGUUAUGCGUGGGGGUGUAACCAGCUCUGGCAGGUUAUCGGCUUGAUGACACACGCCAAUGGAUCGCAGCGCAAUGGCUGAAGGACAGCGUAAAGGAACAGAGUUGUAUGUAUACAUCGUGCAGCUUGCAUAUUCCUGUACGUUGCCUUCUGUGUGGUAAUGGUGGACGAUGCUGUUCUUAGCCAACAUAUUUCACCCUCGCACUGGAGGAAUUCACUGCUGAUUGCAUGGUUUGACUCCGGCCAUUACUAGUGAAAGAAAGAGAGAUGAGGAAAACGGUGGGGGGGUUAAAUUAUAGAUUUUGUCCUGCUUGCUAGCCUACACGUGGGAGAGAAAUCGAAGAGUGAGAUAACUAGAGAGAGAACAACUUUAGGGGCAAGGGUUUAGAAAGGUUACCUGCCCUAGACGAGGCGUAUACUUUCUCUCGUCCACUGAAGCCUGUUGCCUACACUGUACUAGCACACGGCAACAGCUAAAGUUUGCACCGAUCAAUGUUACUCAGCAUGCGCACCUUAAGCUUGAACAAGGGCGCCUACUUGUGCGAGUAUCGAUAUGGAUACCGGAGUACUCGGAAAAAGAGCAGCGCAUUCAAUCAUGUUCGAGGCAUUGUACUGAUCAGUUUUGAUUCCCCUUCUUCACGCGAGCCGCUGUGGUGAAGACAACUGCAUCACUGAGGUCAAGAGGAAAGAUAGAUGGGUUCGUGAAGUACCAACUGGGUAUCAAUUUUUCUGUGAGCAGGCACAUUCCCGACAGCCAUUUUGGUGAAAGUAGUGUGUUUCAAUAUUUCAUUUAGAUUCGGGCAUCUGAAACACAUAAUGAAACACACUGAUUGUACAUUUAAGUCACCGCAACACCAGCUGGAAGAGAGAGCUUCACAAGAGGUGCUUUCAACAGGAAACACUUUCGCGGGUGUCGAAGUGGACCGGAAAACUUAUUCGCGACACCAGUUUGCUGGACAUCGAUACUGUCAAAAACCUUAUACAGCCUGUUGCCUAGACUGUACUAGCACAUGGCAACAGAUAAAGUUAUACUAUAUAGUAGAUAUAGUUGACCCAUAUAGCUUCUCGCUGCUGCGUUUAUCAUAGCGCACAGUCUAUCUGCAGGUUCAAUCACAGUAAAUCAAUCAAUCAAUCAAUCAAUCAAUCAAUCAAUCCAAUCACUCAAUCUAUCAAUCAACCAAUCAAAUGUGUUUAUUGAAGUGCCCUAGAAGAACUUCGAGGAUCUUAGUGCUGGCGCACUCGGCAAAACAAUGCACAAGAAGAACAAUACAAGCUCACACACACACACAUACACACUACACAUAUGUGCACACAUAAAAGAGAAAAAUAAUUUCGCGAAUACAGAUUUUAACAGAGCAUAAAAUGUGUACGCGAAGAGAAUAGAAAAGAAAAGUGGAGAGACAGGAAAAAGGGGCUAGAGAAUGACGUAACGCACAACAGAUAUGAGAGUUUUUGUUCAAUUAUUGAAGUUUCUCCGAAACUCCUUCCAGGAAAAUAUUAAAGUUAGGCAAUAAGAUAUCCAUGCACUAUGAAUGGGCGCUAUAUGUCGCCUGCACUCUAGAUAUAGGGUCACAAAAAUAUGAAGGCUGAAAGGCGCGCUGUUUCCGUUUGCAUUUCUGCAGAAUCUAAAAGCGCGCAUUAGAAAGCAAGUGCGGGCAGCACAUUUUUCCAUGUAUUAAUUUGUGAAGAAAAGAACAUCCGAAUCGGUGCGUCUACAGGUGAGGAUAGGUAACGUGAGUGUCUGUGUUAGCUCUGCUAAAGGUUUUUGACAGAAUCGAUGUUUAAAUGUAGACGUGAACUUUUUUGCACACUUUUGAGAAGUUAAUAAUUCGAUAUACAAGUGCCGCCCCAAAUGACGGAGGAGUGCUCAAGAACUGGAAGGCAUACGCUCUUACAUAAAGUUACAACUUGCCUACGUUGUUUGAAGUCUCUCGUCACCCGACAUACUGUCCCGAGCGUUCGAGGUUCACCCUAACUAUUUGCGCUUGAAAUAUUCCCACCUUGAAACGGUGUCCACAAUAUUCGAGAGCUGAAUUGCGCUUCAUAUCCUUCGCACUAAACAGAAUACGCAUAGUGAAAAAGGCCAACAACAAAAGAAGCAGAGAAAACAUCAAGGCCGACGGAAAAGCGAAACAGAGGCUCCUAAUCGAAAUCGUUAUAAUUGUUCGUCUCACGAUCAGGCAUCACUUAGAACUCAUCGUUUUAGGCCUCACAAAGCAGCCAAUGUAGAUAUAGCCUUCCUAUGCCGUGCACAUUUUAACCUAUCCCCCCCCCCCCCGCCUUCUUUCCCGCAUCUCGGUGGCGCGUGUUUUCACUUUGCUCGGAGGCGGGCGGAAGCCACAUUGAUGGCUCGCCGGUGAUCAGAUCGGGAAGAAGGAGAAGGGCCCAUUUGAGGAGCCAGUCGAUCUCCACCGCCGAGGACUCCAUGCGGAACCCCAACUCGGAUCGAGAAGUGGCAUUGUGCGCAUGCGGCAGCUGGAGACCGCGAGCAGCCGCGCGCGCAUGAUUGAUGCGUGGACCAACAGGGACGUCCGCAACCACGUUUGGUCCGACACCAGGAGGUGCGCAGCGAAGCCAGUGACGACCCUCUGAUGUCCACUGGGGCUGCCACCAUUCCUCUUUUGGCCCACGCUCUGUCCCUUGUCCUUUCGCUGACGCUACUGCAUUUGGCGUUGCUGCCCCCAAAACGAGCCUCAGCGGAGGCUGCACCACCAGCGCGCCAACGUCGCGAGUCCCUACUGGUCACGCAGAUCUGCAUGGGAUCGCAGAGGUUCACCAACACCAUCAACCUCCUGCUGUCGUUCGGGCAGCGGGUGCUGUCCCAGCCCAGGCCGCUGGACGUCGGAGGAAACUUCGGUCUCAACUUGACGCUACGCGGACUCGACACGCUGUCCCUGCGGGGCACGGCGGAGACGUAUUGCGACGACAACGUCGCGCAGGCGUGGCUUCCGCUCAGGUUGUCGCCGACCAUCGUGGUCACCCUGAUGUCCCCGCUGCCGUACCUUCCGUACGUCCAGAAGGACAUCUCGGGCACGCUGAGCGGACUCGAAGCCAACGUGGGUUUGCGAGUGGACAGGAACGACCCCAACGGUCGUCUCGUGAUCGCGUCGCUCGAAGUGGUGAACGUGGACGCUAUCGACGUGGAGCUGAGCUCGUUCGCGUCCUUUUCCGGCACGCCGCUCACCUCGUUUUUCCAACUGCCCGGCAUGACGAGAAAGAUCGCCCUGCUGGCGCCCGUAGUUCGAGCCGCAUUGCAGAUGUUCAUCGACAGGGGUGGGUUUAGUCUGUGAAUGCGUGAACGCCUUCGUACAACCAGCAACGAAAGCAGUGCCGUAAUGAAACAGCAGGAAACUUUGAUUUCCGUUGUGAUGCAGCGUGGCAGCUUCGCUAUAAGAGGUCAAAAACACCUAUUGGGCACUCGCCUUCCGUAUUAAACAUGCACUUGAAUGGAGAACCGUCUAAGUACAAAUGCUUAUACUCUUCUCCCGCAUUAAUUCAGUGGAUACGUUCAACUUGGAACAUUAGCAGCCUUAGGAUGUGUUCCGACCGCAGGCGUACCAGGUCUGUCAGCAAGUCCUGACAUGUGCGACGUUUCCGUGGUCAACGGGAAUGUGAAGCACUGCAACAAUAUUUCUCAUAUAUAGCUUAUUCAAUUUGUAAGAGCAUAAUUUAUGCAGCUGCCAAGGAUAUAUGGGUAUAGUCGUGAACGAAAGUCUGAUGCCCACAGACUUCGGGGAAAUAAAUAUAUCGCAGUCUAGUCAUGCAGACGGAAGCUAAGUGGGGCUGCCGACGUCAUCGUGCUCGAUCAAUCCAUUGCACUGACAGAGUUCUACAACUACGCUGUCUGCGUUUGGUGCGCUGUGUACAGUGUUCUUUUCGCUGAUAAAAACCAGCAACCAACGGUGUUUAUAGUACGUUGUCGUGAGUAAAUUCUACGAAGGAAACAUUGAUUCAUGGGGUUUAGCGUUCGAAAGCAACACUGAAGCUAUAAGAGACGCCGUAGUGUAGGUGUCCGGAUUAAUUGUUGGUCAAAAGGACGUCGCUCUCGCCGGUUCUCUCCUCUGGCAACAACCUCACCCAGUGCUCCGGGAAGCGAUGGGGGCGUGUCCGCGCGGGUGAUUUAGAAAGCGAUUUCCGCCCCUUAUAUUAACAAAACGAAAAAAAAAUUUUCGGAACCGUAAAUUAUUAGGUCUGUUCUUCCAAAUCCCAGCAAUUCAUGGAAAUUGAAAACCGUUUCAGCUUCCCUUUAAUGUACAGAUAAAUGUAAGCACGCGAGAUUUUUCCUGUAUUUCACCGUUAUCAAAAUUCGGCCGCCGCGACCGGGAUCGAACCCUUGACCUCGUGCUCAGUAGCAGAACUCCAAUGGCACUGCGCUACCUCGGCAGGUUUUUCAAAUAAAGAAUUAAAUUAUUACACAACGUUGUUCGUGUGCACUUUCCUUCGUAUACAGUGCGCCUGAGCGCUGCGGUCUUGUCCCCAGUAAGUACGCCAAACCCACAUGAAAGGUAGUAAACCCACGUGAAGC